Messenger RNA from Megalops cyprinoides (Indo-Pacific tarpon), 1370 nucleotides. Its product is annotated as putative nuclease HARBI1. The transcript has 2 exons. The coding region runs from base 4 to 1203 and encodes 399 amino acids. The record is from RefSeq and is a predicted model, not a curated record. Lineage: Eukaryota; Metazoa; Chordata; Actinopteri; Elopiformes; Megalopidae.
AGCAUGUCGGUGCAGGUGGAGGCGGUGAAGGUGCUGCGACGGCUGGUGGGGGAUGUGCACCGCUACAUCGAGCACAUCACGCUCGCGGCCGCCCCGCCGUUGUCCGUCUCGCCCCAGAGUGACCCUGCCUCCCGGCCCGUGGCCCCACCCCCCUCGGCCCCGCUGGCUGUGAGCUCCCUCCCCAUCCAGCUGGCGCUCCUGCACGACGACGUCCUCCUGGAGCGCUUUCACUUCGACCGUGCCACCAUAGCGUACCUGUGCUCCCUCCUCAGGCCGCAUGUAUCGAACACCUGGAUGCAGGUGGAGGGGACGGUUUGUGCCGCGCUUGCGUUCUACACCACCGGCGCCUUUCAGUCCCCGAUGGGGGACUGCUUCGAAAUCGACCCAGCAGUGGUCAGGAACGUGGUCGAGCUUGUGUCGGACGCUCUUGUGACCGUUUCGGACCAGUUCAUCAAGUUUCCCUCCUUGGCGGUUCAGAAGCAGGUGCAGCAGGACUUUCUGAGCGUCGCCGGGUUCCCGGGGGUGGUGGGAGCGCUCGGCUGCACCCACAUCGCCAUCAGGCGCCCCGAGGUGAACCCCAACCUGUACGUCAACCGCAAGCACUUCUACUCCAUGAACCUGCAGAUCACCACGACGGCAGACUGCAGGAUCACCAGCGCCGUGGCACGCUUCCCGGGCUCUUUUAGCUGCGCACACGUCCUACAGCACAGUCCCCUGGAGGCGCUCUGCAGCAAGGGGGGCCUUGGCAAGGGCCACCUCAUAGCCCACUCUGGGUAUCCCCUCCACCAGUGGCUGCUGCCGCCCCUCCAGAACGCUCAAACCAAGGCAGACGUGCGCUACAACGAGGCGCUGAGGCAGAGCCACGCGGUGGUGGGCAGGACGGUGCGGCUGCUGAAGGCCCGCUUCCCCUGCCUGGACCGCGCGGUGCUGCCACUGCAGUGUUCCCCGAGGGCCAGCGCCCGUGUCAUCCUGGCCUGCUGUGUGCUGCACAACAUCGCCCUGCUCCGCGACGUCAAGCUGCCCGGGCAUGGCGCCGGCGCCCUCGCCGACCUCACCGCCCUCGCCCACCUCCCCUCUGCCCACGACGACUACAACUGCGAGAGUGACGAUGAGGCACUGUCCGACAGCGAGGAGAUCGUGGCCCUCAGGGUCACUGCCGGCCAGGAGAAGCAGGCCUUCACCAUACAGCAAUUUUUUGCAUAGGGCGAGAAGAAUUCCCAUUUUACAAUGGGUUAGCACAUUUCAGUGUGAUAACCUACGGCAAGCCUGGGGCUGAUCAGGUAGAAGAUAGACUUGGCAUCACUGACUAUAGAAAGCCUGAUAUAAAGACUACACAGUAUUAUCUUCCAGUUAUAGUAAGUGGGUGUAAG